GGGGCAGACCGCAGACCGAGUUCUUCUUCCCCGAGUUAAAAACCCUUUCAAUUCAAAUUUUGUGAACAGAAAAAGAUUUACAUAAACUUAAUCGCAAUAAUGGCUACAUCUUCAAACGCUGGAGCUGAUCCAGCUUCAGCAUCUUUCGAAAUUCGAGAUCAUUCAAAAUCGGACAAUCACAAAUCCGAUAUCAUUGAAGAAAAUCAUAACUCCCCAGCUCCUACUUCAACAGACGGGGGAAACGGUGAUUCACAAAAAGAUGAUGCUGCUACUAUGGCUGCCAGUGAAGAAUUAAAGCACACAUCUAUUUCGGACAAGCUUCCGUUGCCUACAGAAACACCUUCGCAGAUGCCACAAACAGAAGCUCAAACAGAAGAUAAGGAUAUGUCCGGUACAGACAAAGACACCACGCCCGAGGCGGAACCGAUUGAUGCGCAAGAUGAGGAAAUGAGAGAUAGAGUUUCUUCGCCCAAAAAGAAGCGUGGCAGAGAUCAAGAUGAUGAUACAAAUCAGGCGGAAGACGAAAGUGGAAGAAAUAAUGGAGUUGCGAGCGAAGGAAGCUUAAAUGGGAGUCGAACGAUGAGAUCAGGUCCAGAGAAGAAGAGACCUAGAGAUACUUCCCAAGAACCAUCCAGAAUAUCAGAUAAAGUUUUAGCAAAGGAGAGGAGCCAGAACGAGGCAUCGAAGAUUGCCGAAACAUCAACAUCAUCCACCGAGAAUCCUAUCAAGUCAACAUUUGGAAGUACAUCUGGUGAUAAAUUUGCAAGCUCAGGAUUUGGUGCUUUAGCAUCUGCCAGCACUUCUCCAUUUGGCACAAUCGGCGCAUCUAAACCUAGCGUUUUUGGUUCGGGGGCAAAAUCACCACUUCCAGGAUUUGGAUCUUUUGCCUCUGCCAAACCACCAAGCUCCACACCUGCAUCCUCAAUCUCAAGCUCCUCGGCAGAAAAAUCUACAUCUGGGUUUGGAAGCGCAUUCGGUAGCGGUGCCACAUCAGGUUUUGGUGGAUUAGCAUCAGGGAGUGUAUUUGGCAGUGGAUUAAAAAAUGGAUUUGCUGGUGGAUCUGGACCAAAGCUUUCGAGCUUUGCAGCUCCGGGAAAAGACAAUGCUGGAUUAGGCAGCAAGCCAGCCAAACCCUUUGGUGCUCCCGCUAGUGAUGCGGAGGACUCUGACGACGAUGACGACGAAGACGAUAGUGACGAUGGUGCUGAGGGCGAUGAAGAAGAAGGGGGGGAGAAAGCAAUUGUUGAGGAAAAGAAAAAGACCAAGAAAGUCCACAUUGACGACGGCGAAGCCGACGAAGCAACUAUAUUACAGAUUCGAGCCAAAUUAUUCGCAAUGGGAUCCAAGGAGCUAGGCUGGAAGGAAAGAGGAGUUGGUACUGUGAAAAUAAAUGCACCUAAAUCAUGCGUCGAUUUCGACGAAAGUGGCCAUGCAAUUCCUGGCAGUUUCGAUUCAUCAAUGCUAGAAGGAAAAAGUGUAAGAUUGGUCAUGCGACAAGAAAACACUCACAGAGUUAUUUUGAAUACAGUAGUACUGAAAGCUAUGGAGUUCAAACCCAAACCAUCAACUACUUCGGCACAGGUUUUAUUCACGGCCUUUGAAGGAGAAACGGAGGCCAAACCUGUUAAUAUGAUUCUCAAGAUGAAUGAAAAUAAUUACAAAUUAUUCACAAACGAAAUCGAAAAUAUUCAACACGAGCUAUAAGCUUGAAACACCGUAUUACAACGGACCAACCGAUACACAACAUACCCAUGAUCGAAUCCCAGAUCUUUUUCUUCAAAAUAAUGGGAAUAAGUAGUUUGUUUGGGGGGGAUCAUUUCCUAUCAUGCAUACCCAAGUUAUGCAUUCCGGCCGAUUCGGUCGAUUUGCUUUGGAGGAGAACAUUUUAGAAUAAAGCCAAUAUGGAUGGAUGGAGGCAUGGGUAUGAUACGAUAAGAAUCAUAAGGUAGUCAUAAUUCUACGCCGUCGUUGUCUUCACACUCAUUUUUGAGAGGUUGAAGUGGAGUAAUAAUAUACCAGGCAUUGCCUAUUUUUCUACCUAAUCGUUUUUUUUUUUUUUUCUCUCUUUUUCUUCCAAGCUUUCGAUUCUGUUUUAUGAGUGAUGGUGAGGUUUUAAGGCCGGUGCCCUUCUUGGGAUGCUUGGAGUUUAUCUGGUCGAUGAGAUUUGCAUAGCGAAUGGGUGUAGCUGAUCUUGAGGAUUCAAGGGGGUUGUGAUUUUGGAGAGGGGGCCGAAAAGGCAGGCAAAAUUGGGGGUGGACGGACUUGCAUUUUGGAGGGGGAGAAGGGAAGAGUGGAAGGAUUGGAGGAUUGGAGGAUUGGACCUUCUUUAUAAUUAGGUUGGGUAGGUAUAUUGAUGAGAAUACAAUGGAUUGUCA
This is a messenger RNA of Botrytis cinerea B05.10, 2375 nucleotides long. It is a transcript of the gene Bcyrb2, whose product is annotated as Bcyrb2. Gene Ontology annotation, cellular component: nuclear pore; cytoplasm. Bases 100 to 1704 code for a protein of 534 amino acids. Gene Ontology annotation, biological process: intracellular transport. Gene Ontology annotation, molecular function: GTPase activator activity. The transcript has 4 exons. The record is from RefSeq and is a predicted model, not a curated record. NCBI's taxonomy places the organism in Eukaryota, Fungi, Ascomycota, Leotiomycetes, Helotiales, Sclerotiniaceae.